Messenger RNA from Syzygium oleosum, 1305 nucleotides. Its product is annotated as S-adenosylmethionine decarboxylase proenzyme 4-like. The transcript has a single exon. The coding region runs from base 127 to 1197 and encodes 356 amino acids. Gene Ontology annotation, biological process: spermidine biosynthetic process; spermine biosynthetic process. Lineage: Eukaryota; Viridiplantae; Streptophyta; Magnoliopsida; Myrtales; Myrtaceae. Gene Ontology annotation, molecular function: adenosylmethionine decarboxylase activity. The record is from RefSeq and is a predicted model, not a curated record. Gene Ontology annotation, cellular component: cytosol.
CACUAUUACUUUCUCUCUCUCUUUCUCUCUCUCUCUCUCUCUCUCUCUCUCAAACCUUACCUUAACUUCCCAGAAAAACAGACCAUCUUGCCUCAAACUUUUUUAUAUUCUUUCUUCUGUGCUAAAAUGGCUGCUUCUGGUUUUGAGGGCUUUGAGAAGCGCAUAGAGCUCCACUUCUUCGGCGACGACCCUUUAUUCACGGGCUCGAUGGGUCUCAGAAAUCUGGACUUCGAGUGCUUGGAGGAAGUACUCCACGCGGUGCAGUGCACGGUGGUCUCGGCCGUGGCCAAUCGCCACUUUGACGCCUACGUUCUGUCGGAGUCGAGCCUCUUCGUCUACCCGACCAAGAUCAUCAUCAAGACAUGUGGGACCACCCAGCUGCUGAAAGCCGUCCGUCCGUUGGUCCACCUGGCCAGCGAUCGCCUCGGCCUCACGGUGCGCAUGUGUAGGUACACCAGAGGUAGCUUUAUCUUCCCCAAAGCCCAGCCUUUCCCUCACACAAGCUUCGAAGAGGAAGUCAUCUUCUUGGAGGAGAAUUUGCCGAGCAGGCUUUGCUUUAGAAAGGCCUGUGUCAUGCCCUCCAAUGUGUCCUCUCAUUCGUGGCAUGUCUUCACUGCUUGUGAUGGUGAUGAUGAUGAUGACUCAUCUCAUCAUCAUGAGCUAGGGGAAGAUCAUAAUGAUGCCCUCUACACCAUUGAGGUGUGCAUGACCGAGCUCGACCGGGCUUCGGCUCGUAAGUUCUUCCGUAGAGGGGCAGGGGAUGAUGAGAAGUACUCUGGGGACUCUGUCGGGAGGGAGAUGACAGGGCUCACUGGGAUCGGAGACAUCAAUCCGAGGGCUCUCAUUUGUGAUUUCGGGUUCGAUCCAUGCGGGUACUCCAUGAACGGAAUCGACGGCGACCGUUACUCGACAAUACACGUGACCCCUGAGGACGGGUUCAGCUAUGCGAGCUAUGAAUGCGUCGGGUCGAUCUACGAUGACCCGCAUGAAAUUUCUAGGGUUCUGAAGAAGGUGGCGCAGGUCUUCCGACCUGGGACAGUGUCGGUGGCUACUACUUGCGCUAGCCACGACGUGUGGAGAAGGGUGGCCAAGGCCCUAGAGCUUGUCGGGCUCAAAUGCCGGAGUUGCUCGGCCGACGAAUUCCCUGCCGCCGGGACCAUCGUCUUCCAAACGUUCACGACGACCCGCCGUAAGUGAGAAGCGCUGGCAAAGUUCUCCGGUUAGAAGGUAGAGAGUUUGAGAGGGGUAAAAAGGAGUAAUUAUGAGAGAGGGAAGGGGGAAUGACUAGGGUUUUAGAACAAUUGG